Molecule: messenger RNA, 1152 nt
Organism: Candidozyma haemuli
Lineage: Eukaryota; Fungi; Ascomycota; Pichiomycetes; Serinales; Metschnikowiaceae
Exons: 1
Coding region: 1-1152 (383 amino acids)
Biological process (GO): retrograde vesicle-mediated transport, Golgi to endoplasmic reticulum
Cellular component (GO): membrane; Golgi apparatus
Source: RefSeq, a predicted model, not a curated record
AUGAACCCGCCCAAAGUGGCUUCUAUAGUCACCGUGGCGGUCGUGCUGCUUUCACUACUUAACGCUGUGCUCAAGUACUACACGUAUUUUCUGCUUAUAGUGGCAGCCCACAAAUCGGAGGACACCGCCAACAGUUCAGCCAGUGAGUCUGAGGUCCCACAUCCUCAUGAUCUCUAUGUGCCGUUCCUCACAUUCGUGCCUACGAGGUCUCCAGUGGCUCUAAGACCGUGGGUGCUCCUUACGGCGUCGUUUAUUGAAGAAAGCUUCUUUAGCCUUACCCUCGCUACAGCCUCUGUCUUCUACCUAGGGUGGUACUUGGAGGCCAAGUGGGGCGCCAGAGCGUUCUUGAAGUUCAUUCUAGUGGCUGUUUUGACUACGAAUAUGGGGCUUUACUUCUGGUACGCUGCUAAGAACGCCCUUUGGCAUCUGACUUCGGUGCCGCCUGUGGUCUCGUCUACCACUGCCAUCAUCAUGGCAUGCUUGGUUGCAGUGAAACAACGGAUUGCCAACCACUAUGUCAUUCUCUACAAAAACUUGUUCCGCAUCAAGGUGACGUAUAUUCCUUUUUGUUGGUAUGUGUUUUUGUUCAUUGUCAGUGUUCCUUUCCCAGACUGGCACAUCAUGCAUUGUGAAGCAUUAGUGGCGUUUGCCGCUUCAUGGAUUUACUUGCGUUUCUUCAAGGAGGGCGCCAACGAAAGACAGUCCUACUUGAUUCCAUUUUCCAUCAAAAACACGCAUGUGGAGUCCUCCCCAUUGGCCUCACCCACCAAACUCAAGUUUGACGAAAACCUACCGAAGGGUGACAGGUCUAACCUGUUUGCGCUCUACACAUUCUUCCCCAGCUACCUUGGCUCGUUUGUUAAGCUCAUCAGCAACACUCUCUUUGAGUCAGCCGUACACCAUGGUAUUCUCAAUGCUAAAGACUUCAUAGGCCAUGAUGAGGACGACAUGGGAGACCCUCAUGUCGGAGGAAUCAAUUCCAAGUUAUUCAGCUUGUCUCGUCUCAAAGGAGCUGAGAACGUUGGAAUGAUGCCACACGCUGGCGACAAAUUUAAGAGCUUUUUUGGGUUGGCCCAGAAAGACGAGACGAAUGACAGCAUUAAAAUGUCUAUGGAGAAGAGACGAAAACUUGCCAUCCGGCAAUUGGAGUAG